Molecule: messenger RNA, 5296 nt
Organism: Anguilla rostrata (American eel)
Lineage: Eukaryota; Metazoa; Chordata; Actinopteri; Anguilliformes; Anguillidae
Gene: znf574
Product: zinc finger protein 574
Exons: 8
Coding region: 126-3323 (1065 amino acids)
Biological process (GO): regulation of transcription by RNA polymerase II
Cellular component (GO): nucleus
Molecular function (GO): DNA-binding transcription activator activity, RNA polymerase II-specific; RNA polymerase II cis-regulatory region sequence-specific DNA binding
Source: RefSeq, a predicted model, not a curated record
UUCGAGAAUGCGAUUGGUGUAUUCAAAAAGGAAACGAGCCAACCGGCUGCGCUAUUACUGAUACGCCACCGACAUGUUUGCCACUUUUCUGUAGAAUGUAAAUGGACUCGGAUUGGCGAUAAGGGAUGGAGACCUCGGUGUACAUGUGCUUCCCCUGCUGCCAGGAGUUCAGCACGCUGGAGGAAGUGCUCGUGCACCAGCUGACCUGCAACCCUGAAGCUGAAAGGAAGGAGGAAUUCAUCGCAGCGCACCCUGGUCUCCAGGAUGAGCAGACGCUUUCAGAGACCCUGCUGACCGCUUGUGACCUGCUGGGCGAGGACCAGAACCAGACGACCGUGGUGCUGUCGGAACCGAGGGACCAGGGCGCGACCGCAGCGGGUUCUGACAGCCAGAUCCAGUACCAGUGCGGGGACUGCGGGUGCCUGUUUGAGUCGCUGGGCCUGUGGCAGCAGCACCGCAAGCUGGGCCUGUGCCACGCGCCCGGGUCAGAGCCCCAGCCGGGCGGGACCGAGCAGAGCAGCACCGGGGAGAACCCUGAGCAGAACCCGGAUGGGGAGGCCGCCGUGGGGGAGACUGGGGACGGGGUGGCUGGAGGAGAUGCAGUGGGAGGAGGAGACGCAGUGGCAGGAGACGCUGUGGCAGGAGGAGAUGCAGUGGCAGGAGGCACAGUGGCAGGAGGAGACGCGGUGGCAGGAGGAGACGCAGUUGCAGGAGGAGACACGGUGGCAGGAGGAGGCGCAGUGGCAGGAGACACAGUGGCAGGAGGAGACACAGUGGCAGGAGACACAGUGGCAGGAGGAGACACAGUGGCAGGAGGAGACGCAGAGGCAGGAGGAGACGCAGUGGCAGGAGGAGACGCAGUAGGAGGAGGAGACCCAGAGGGAGGGGAUGCGGCAAAAGUGGCGGAAAACGAGCCUGCCAGGACAGAGGGGCGAGAGAAGGAGUUGGCGGUCAGCCAGGACCACGCCUACCUGCAGAGCACCAAGCUAAGCGCAGUGGGGGGCACAGGCGGGGGGGUGCCAGGGGAAGGCCCGCCCACUAAGGAGGUGGAGCCAAACGCGGACGCGGAGGGCCAGAGCCCCCCCCCGAGGCGGCGGGGGAGCCGGAAGGCCACGGGCCCGCGGCUGGGCCUGCUGUGCGUGGACUGCGGAGCCGCCUUCACCCUGGUGCCCGAGCUGGUGGCGCACCGCAAGUCCCAGCACAGCCUGGAGGGGGCGCUGCACCGCUGCCCCGUCUGCGGGGAGAGCUUCCUCAGCACCACGCUCUUCCUCUACCACCGCAAGCAGCACCGCCGGAGGGAGGGAGGCCCCAGGGAGGCGCCGCGGCCGCCGACCGCCGUCGACGUGGCGGUCCAGACCUGCUUCUCGGACGAGCAGGCGGUGGACGGCGAGGUAGUUGUGGAAGAGGCGGGGACGGAGGGGGUGGAGGCGGCGGAGGAGGCGGAGCGAGAGGCGGCGGACUCCCAGGACCCCGCCGUCGACCCCAAGGAGCCGGACUCGGACGGGAGCGAGGCGGACGUCAAGCCCGAGGCCCCGCCGGACGAGGGGCCGCCCAACUUCCUGUGCGUGGACUGCGGCUCGGGCUUCAGCACGGAGCCGGUGCUGGCGGAGCACCGCAGGGCGGCGCACGGCCUGCAGGAGGCGCUGCACCGCUGCCCCGAGUGCGGAGAGGGCUUCAUGAACACCACGCUCUUCCUGUACCACCGCAGGAAGCACAAGGGCAGCGCGGGCGCGGGGCAGGAGGGGGCGGCGGCCGGGGCGGGCGGGGCGGGGGCUCCCGCGGCUCCCGCGGGGGCCGCGUGCCCGUCCUCUGCCCACGCGCCGCUCUCCGCUGCGCCAAAGAGGACGGGCAGCCCUGGGCUCGCGUUCUUACACAAGAGGGCAAAGGCUGAGAAUGGCACAGGUGGGAGCGUGUUCCUCAGUAAGGUGGGCGCUCAGGGGGGCGCUACGUCCGUGGAGGCGGAGCCCCAGACCUCCCAGCUGAGCAGAAGCUGGUCCCGCACGCCGCUGCCGCACGCCUGCCCGCACUGCCGCCGCACCUUCACCCGCCGCUGCCUGCUCCGCGCCCACGUCUUCACCCACACGGGCGAGAAGCUGUUCGGCUGCAAGGUGUGCGGCAAGGCCUUCUCGCGGCCGGGGAACCUGCUGCGGCACAGCCGCGCCCACGCCGAGGGCCGGCCCCACGCCUGCCCGCGCUGCGGCCGCGCCUUCAGCCAGCCCGAGACGCUGCGCCGCCACCUGGCCAUGCACGGCAAGGGGGGCGGGGCCCAGCUGCCCGCCGCCUGCCCCGCCUGCCCCGCCAGCUUCCACACGCGGGCCGAGCUGGAGAAGCACAGACUCACUCAUGCCGCUCGUGUGUUCUCCUGUUCGGACUGUGGCCAGACCUUCAAGCGCAAAAAACACCUGGACCAGCACACACUCAUGCACCAAGAGAAGGAGCCCAAGACCUGCCCCAUCUGCUCCAUCCAGUUCCUGAACCAGUCUGUCCUGGAGAACCACAUGCUGCACUGCUCGGGGAAGGAGGACCGCAGUCAGGGCCGGGGGCGUGGCCAGGGCCGGGGGCGGAGCAUGGGCCAGCUGGAGUGCGACAUGUGCGGGCACUGCUGCGUGACGCAGGAGGGGCUGGAGCUGCACCGCCUGUCGCACACGGGGCAGACGCCGCUGCGCUGCCCGAUGGCGCCCUGCCGCCACCGCUUCCUGUCCCGCACCGCCCUGGACAAGCACGUCCUCACCCACCGGCAGGGCAAGGCCGCCGCCAGCAAGCCCCGCCCCUACCGCUGCGAGCACUGCGGCAAGGGCUUCGCCUACGCCUCCACCUUCAACCUGCACAUGAGGAUCCACACCGGCGAGAGGCCCUACGAGUGCUCCAAGUGCGGGAAGCGCUUCCGGCAGCUUCCGCACCUGCAGGACCACGAGCGGAUCCACAGCGGGGCGCGGCCCUUCUGCUGCUGGGUGUGCGGGAAGAGCUUCUCGGUGGCGGCGCGCCUGACGGAGCACGCCCGCACGCACAGCGGCGAGAAGCCGCACGCCUGCGCCCAGUGCCCCCGCACCUUCCGCUCCCGCUCCAACCUGGACAAGCACGCGCGGGCGCUCGGGCACCUGCCCGCUCCCGCUCCCGCGCCCGCCGCCCCGAGCCCCGCCCCCGUCGCCCCGAGCCCCGCCCCAGAGGGCGAGGCCGCCGUGCGCACCAUCCUGCUGGUGCAGACCCCCGCCUCCGACGCCGCCGCCGCCGUGUACCACGCGGACGCCUCUUCCCUGGUCUUCUUCCACCCCUCCGUCUCCGUGGUGACUGAGCAGGACAUCCAGCAGUCCAUCGAGGUAUAGUGAGAGGGAGUGAAAAGGAAGGAGAUGUGAAGUGGAGGAAGUGCACUUCAGUGAAGAAAUGUGAUGAAGGGAAGAUCCAGCAGUUGAAGUGCAGAGGGAGAGGAGGUUGUAGGAGUGCAUGUCGCAAGGAAGGAGGGAUUUUCCAAAUGAAAAACGAAAAGCAACAAAGACUUUUUAUUGAGAGAACAUUUCCUGUGAAAUGAUGAAAUUGCUUGUAUUUUGUACAGUGUGUAUAUGUGUAUAUAUAUAUAUAUAUAUAGUCAGGGCAUUGGCGGUUUUGGACGUGUGUGAUGAUUCAGUCCGUUGCAGUUCCUGUAAUAAAAUGUCUCCGCUUCCUGUUGCGUUUGCGGCUGUCGUUUCGCCGGGGCGUGGUCCGGGGGCACGCGCCCGCCGGCUCGUCUCUUGCGUCGCGUUCUGUCCCAGCUGCCCCGGCGCCGCGCCGAACCGCCGCAGCGCUUGCCUGGCAGACGUGAUGUCGAAUAACAAGCACGGGAACAUGCAGUCACCAAGGCAACCGCCCUGUUAACCUUUUAGUCAGAGUUAAUUUGGCAUAUACAGUAAUGUGAUCUGUAAGUGCUUGGACAGUGACACCAUUUUGGUUGUUUUGGGCCCCGUAUACCAGCACAUUUUAUUUGAAAUGAAACAAUGAAUAUGCGGUUAAAGUGCAGACUGUCAGCUUCGAUGGUAUUUACGUCCGUAUUGUUCGUGUGGAAAUUAAAGCCCUUUUUAUACGCUCCCCCAAUUUAAGGGGACUAAAAGUAGCUGUACAAAUUAACAAUCUGAAAUAUUUGUCACGUUUUAAUACUUGGUUUGCAAAUUUGUUGCAUUUGAUGACUGCCUGAGGUCUGUGACAUAUAGCCAUCACCGGACACUGAGCGUCUUCCCUGAUGCAGCUCUGCCAGGCCUGUACUGCAGCCAUCUUCAGUUCCUGUUUGUUUCUGAGGCGGUUUUGCCUUCAGUCUUGUCUUCAGCGAUUCGGGGAUGGGUGAUUGACUUGCCCGGGUCAAAAACAUUUCAGUUUUUGGCCCUGGAAAGCCCCUUGGUUGCUUCAGCAGUACGUUUGGGGGUCAUUGUCGUGCUGCAAGGUGAAGCACCAUCCAAUAAGUUUUGAGGCAUUUGAUUGGAUCCGAGGAGAUAAGAUGUUUCUGUGCACUUCAGAAUUCAUCCUGCUGGUGCUGCUGUCAGCAGUCACAUCAUCGGUGAAGACAAGUGAGCCAGUAUCUGUGGCAGCCAUACGAGCCCAAUAAUAACUCAACCUCCACCAUCAUUCACAGAUUGGGGGGGUUGGGUGGUAUUGGAUAACGGUCAGUUCCAUUCUUUCUCCACCUUUUCCUCUUUCCAUCACUUAGGUACAGGUUAAUACUUGUGUCAUUUGUCCAGAAGACAUUAUUCCUGAACUCUGCAGUUUUUUUUUAAAACGUGCCUUUCAGCAAACUGCAGCCUACUGUGCAAUAACUUCUGCUCCCCUAAAAUGGGACUACACAAAGGGCUGUAAUUCCUACCCAAUAUGGAUUGAAAUGCCCUUGACAGCCUGCACUUUAACCUCAAAAUGACAGAAACACUGUCCAAAUACUUAUGCACUGCACUGUAGCCUGUUUUCAUGCAUAUACACGUUAUGACUGGCAUUUGCUGUUCAUUUUUAAACGUUGCCAUUCUUUUUAUGAUUGCCAGCCAAAAAUAUGUGUUUGUGUCACAGUCCCAAUGGAAUCUGAUGACUGAAGGUCAUUUCAUUUCCCUUCUGACAAAGUUAUGAUUAAAAUAAUCACUGUGGUGCUUCCUGCCAAUGCAGUCCUGCCCAGCCAUUGAUAGGGAGAGUGGAUCUUGGGGACAUAUUUUGCAGUUAAUUUUGGGGUGCAUUCUUUUUUUUUCUUUUUUUUUUCUCCUUGGUUGUUUACGAGGUCUUUUAUGAUAAGCUCAUGACUACCCUGUGCUGACCGGACGUGUGCUGAAAUUAAAAUCCCGCUACAAAUGAA